AUGCGUUUAACAUCUCUCUUGGAUCUCUCCCUCCUUAAGUCCGAGGCAUUUUCCCCAUUCCUUGAUCGAGAUGUUUCCGUCGUUGUUGGCAUCGCAUCCCUCAAGGAAUGGCUUGAUGCAGGACUCCAUUGGGAUGACUGGAGCGGUGAUUGGGAUCAACUCGUGGUGGGAGACGGACUGGAAAUAGUUAAGGUUGUAACUCUAUCCGUUUUUAACAGUUUUGAGACUUUACUAUUACAAAUUGCAUACCUGGAAGAGCCAGUCAGCCAUACGCUCUGGGAAUUGAGCCAUGUGCUCUUCGGUGCAUUCGUCAAGCUUCUUGCACUCUCCAAGAUACUCCAAAUGGACUUUGGCAUUGGUGGCCUUCUCGCAUUCCUUGGACUUUCUCUUGCACAAGCAUCUCUCACGGUAGAGAUCGCAGAGGGAGGUGAAGGUUUGGUUGUUGUUGGCGCAGACCUUGUCCAUCGGGUUCCCAUCGAGUUCUGGGCACUUUGA
Caenorhabditis remanei is the source of this 495-nucleotide messenger RNA. RefSeq lists its product as uncharacterized. The record is from RefSeq and is a predicted model, not a curated record. The coding region runs from base 1 to 495 and encodes 164 amino acids. NCBI's taxonomy places the organism in Eukaryota, Metazoa, Nematoda, Chromadorea, Rhabditida, Rhabditidae. The transcript has 2 exons.